AGGUAGAUUAGUUUGCGCUUAUUUACCUGAGCUGUAUCAGCAGAGGUGGCCAAUAAAUCCAGUUUUCCAGUUUUCCACAUGCCCCAUGUUCUUGAUUUCGACGCGAUAAUCCGCCACAUUCACGGAACCUACGCCUCCCUGAGAAUAUCUCCACCAGAUGGAAAAUUCACCAUCUUUGCGUCGUUCUUCCUUACCGACCAAAGGCGCACCAAGGUCAUAUCCAUUGCAACGGGGACGAAAUGUUUACCUACCAGCCGACUGCCAACCCAGGGAGAAGCAUUACACGAUAGUCACGCAGAGGUGCUAGCUCGACGAGGCGCCAUCCGAUGGUUUAUGGAAGAAAUUCUUCGCCAAACAGCGUCUGACUGGAUCGUUCGUCGGGCGAGCGGGAAAUACGCGUUGAGAGAUGGCGUAACACUCAAUCUCUACAUAUCCACCGUUCCGUGCGGAGACGCAUCGACCAGAUUCCUCGCCGCUUUCCAGGACGAAGAGAUGGCAUUGCUCAAGGAUUCUACGGUCAGGCAACCGGUGGAACCUGCAGCAGCCGCGCGAGGACGCGAUGGAUACUCACUCUAUGGAGUCCUUCGAACGAAACCCGGCCGAGCGGAUUCUCCUCCCACUCAGUCCAUGUCUUGUAGCGACAAGAUUGCCUCAUGGACCGUCCUAGGCAUACAAGGUGCUCUGGGAUCGCGGUUUCUGUCGCCUCUGUAUAUAUCGAGCAUAAUCAUCGGUGAAGUACCUCCAAGUAUGCAUGAGAUGGUGCUGGAAGAUUGUAAUCGAGCCUUGUGGGACCGGUUGGGCUGGCAUGCUCUCGCGGGAGACUACCGUGUUCAGCGACCAUCUAUAGGGUUCACGAGCCUGUCAUUCAUGCAUUCUCGCGACUUUCUCAAAACAGCUUCUGGCUCGUGUAACGACUCUCUCUGUUGGAUUGCCGACUCGCACAAGAUGCAUGAAGUACUCAUCAAUGGGUUCAAGCGAGGCGUAUCCCCCAAGCACCGAUUACGCGAGAAAUCAAGACCACUGCUAUGCCAGACAUCAUUAUUCUCACUGUACCAUCAGGUUUCCAGGGUCUUGGGGCUCUCUGAUCAGUCACAGCAAGCAUAUAGCGAUGUAAAGCACUCCGCUGUAGAGUAUCAAGACGUCAAAGACCGAUUGAUGGGUAGCGGCGGGCCUUUGGCUGGUUGGCUCAGGACCGCUUCCUUGUCAAAUGACUUUGUCUGCGGCUUACAAGAGACAGAAGCAUUGACCAACAUUAAAUUUGCAUCAGAACGAGAAAGCAACGAAUAUGAUAUCCCAUCGUAAUACGGGAGAAGGAGACGGUUUGUUCGACCUGUCGUUUUGGCGUUAUACACUAGCGUCGAACCCAAAAGGUCAACGGGCUCCCUGUCGUUACCGAAUCUGGAAGAAUACUCGUUUGCGAGGAACACCUUCGCGAACUAGAAUCUUCAGGUUACGCCCAGAGGGAACUUGGAUAUCUCCUUUGGAAAGGAGUGGAUAUUAUGGGCGACUUCUUCGUCAUUUCCACCUUAUUCUUUCUGUUCGUCCAGAAUAUUGGGUCUAUCAUCUCUUAUGCCAGAUGAUAAAUGAUUAGGCUUUCGUCGCUUACAUGACGGCGAACU
Messenger RNA from Desarmillaria tabescens, 1619 nucleotides. RefSeq lists its product as uncharacterized. The record is from RefSeq and is a predicted model, not a curated record. NCBI's taxonomy places the organism in Eukaryota, Fungi, Basidiomycota, Agaricomycetes, Agaricales, Physalacriaceae. Gene Ontology annotation, cellular component: nucleolus; cytoplasm. Gene Ontology annotation, biological process: adenosine to inosine editing; RNA processing. Gene Ontology annotation, molecular function: double-stranded RNA binding; double-stranded RNA adenosine deaminase activity; tRNA-specific adenosine deaminase activity. The coding region runs from base 79 to 1302 and encodes 407 amino acids. The transcript has 7 exons.